Molecule: messenger RNA, 711 nt
Organism: Dioscorea cayenensis subsp. rotundata (Guinea yam)
Lineage: Eukaryota; Viridiplantae; Streptophyta; Magnoliopsida; Dioscoreales; Dioscoreaceae
Exons: 3
Coding region: 121-624 (167 amino acids)
Source: RefSeq, a predicted model, not a curated record
UGACCCUAAAACUCUCUUUAUCCUGACACAUUAGUCUUGAUCUUUUCUUUUUGGCUCUUAUAUUCUAUCAAAGAACCAUCCACCAGAACCCAAAUUAUUCAGUUCUCCAUCUUGAAUAAAAUGGAGAGGACCGGAGGCAUGCUUGUAUGCAUCUUGAUUGUGCUCAUAGACAUAGUGGCUGGUCUUAUCGGAAUCCAAGCACAGAUUAUUCAAAACAAGUCCACACACCUGAGAAAAUUAGUGUUUGGAUGCAAAGAACCAGUGCAUCAGGCCUUCAUACUAGGUGUUACUGCUGCAGUUCUGCUGUCACUGGCUCAUGGCAUUGCUAUUGUUUUUGGUGGUUGCCCCUUUGUCUUCUCCAUGGAUAAGUCUAAGAGAUCAUCAAGAAACAAGAAAAUGGCUUUUGUUGUCUUGAUUUUAUCAUGGUUCAUUUUUCUUGGAGGACUUGUGAUGUUGAUAAUUGCAGCAAUAGAUAAUUCCCCAGGGGCAAGACUUCCGUGCAGAAUUUCACAGCUUCAUUUUCUAUCGAAUGGAGGCAUAUUAUGCUUCAUUCAUGGAGCCUUUUGCGUAGCAUAUUUUGUCUUGGCUACUGCAUCAAUGGAAGAAACUGAAAGAAAGAAUUGAAACAUCUCCUCUUCAUGUUAUCAUUUUCUCCAUUUUCUUCUUUGUUGUACUUACCAAAUUGUUUCUUGUAAUUAGAUCUUAGAUCAA